Ruditapes philippinarum (Manila clam) is the source of this 1555-nucleotide messenger RNA. Its product is annotated as nuclear mitotic apparatus protein 1-like. Lineage: Eukaryota; Metazoa; Mollusca; Bivalvia; Venerida; Veneridae. The record is from RefSeq and is a predicted model, not a curated record.
ACAUUCGUUCACUAAGACAAAAGAAAACUGCUCUAGAGAUUGAAAAUGCAGAACUCUCAAAGGUUGAAGAAUUGUUGAAAACAACUGAGGCUGAACGGAAGAAGUUAGAAGAGCACACAGAUUUGUAUAAACUUCAUUAUACCAAGAAAAAGGAGAUCAUUGCCAAACAAGCCACUCAAAUAGCAGAACAAAUCAAAGAACUUGAUUAUUACAAAAGGGCUGAAGAAAAACUCAUCAAUGAAUACACUCCCCUCAAUGAUAAACUUAAUAUGGAAAUGAUGAAGAAUAAGUCACUAGGUAAACAGGUUCGUAAUCUAGAGACACAGCUUGAUCUGGCUAAUAGAAAGAUAAAGGAGUACAGGCAAGAGAUUGAGAAAAGUGGGAGUGUGUUCCUAGGUGAUCCAUCUGACUUUAAUAGAAUGUUAUCAUCACGAGAAAACUGUGAGGAUGCCAGCUUUAUGGAGAAUCAUCCUUCGUCAGUGCCUUUGAAUACAUCAGUGUUUGACAAGGAGAACGAUGAUACAUUGACUCCUAGUACCAGGUCAAGUCGCUCACAUAGAAGAAUGGGCAAAUCUAUUAGUAGUUCUACAGUAUCCAGUGCUGACAAUGCAGAUACGAUCAGUAUAGGUUCUGCUACAUCUCUCGCUUACAGACUUCGAUCUAGGGAGUCAGCUGUCAGUUUGAACAGGAGUAUCAGCAGUUUUGACUCUUGCAAGUCAAAUGUUCCAAAAGGCACUGGGGGUAUAUUCCACUGCGAAGAUGAACCAAUGGAGUUUGAAUGGGGUCGUUUAGGGGAACUGUCUCGUAGAAACACGAUGUGCCCUUCUCAUUUGAAAACAUCAUAUCCAGUAGAGACUCAACUCUAUAAACCCUCUAGAUUCCGUGAUGAUGCCUUACGGGAGAGCACAAUAAGUAAUGACACUGUGAUAAGUAUCAAAGGACAGCAACCAGGAAGUGGACGCAAAAGAAAACAAGGCUGGGAUAGUACUGAUUCUGGGAGUGACUCUGCAGACAGUAAAACUAGUAAACUGGCAAAGACAGGAUGUGUAUACCAAAAGCCAGGGCCUCCAACUCCUGCCAAUUCUCGAAGAAGUUCAAAAGGGUCAAAGUCACCAAACACAAGACAAACUUCUGGAAAGAGUUCAUCUUCAAGGUCACCAAGAACACCAAUGUCAUUGCGAGGCAGAAGAACACCUAAAAGAACUCCAAAAAAGAACACCCCUAAACGGAGUUCUGCAUUGGACACUCGAUCAAAUAAUGGCUCAGGCAAAAAGAAUUCAAAACGGGAGAGUGUUGCAUUCAAUGUUGGAUUCAGCCCACUUUCCCUGGGCCACUCCAAUCGUCUCACACGCCAGCAAGCAUUUAUUCAGAAGCAGCCCCCUUCAUCCUCACAGAAUGAACCAUCCAUCCGAAAGCCAUUAGGGACACGCAACUUUUUACAAACUGGGUUAUAAAUUUGAGUAAUUGAUGUGUUAGUGCUCAAAAAAGGUUUCUCUUUUGAUUUGUGGUUGUGAAAAACAAACUGUAAGACUGGUUUCGGGAAAAAUUUGGUAAA